Molecule: messenger RNA, 1558 nt
Organism: Zonotrichia albicollis (white-throated sparrow)
Lineage: Eukaryota; Metazoa; Chordata; Aves; Passeriformes; Passerellidae
Source: RefSeq, a predicted model, not a curated record
CAGGGUGGGGACAAGCAAGCUGCUAGCAUGGAAUCAUAGAAUGUCUGGAGUUGGAAGGGACCCACAAGGAUCAUGGAAUCCAAGUCCUGGCCCAAGACAGCCCCAGGGAUCUCAUGAGCCUGAGACAGAAGAAAACGGCCUCCCAUGCUGUGACAGAGCUGGAGAGCACCAAGGAUUGCAGCCAGGCCGGGAAGCCUCUCCUGUGCCCGUCCCAUCCCACGGAGGAGCUGCAGCUGUUCUGCGAGCAGUGUGAGCAGCCCGUGUGCCGGGACUGCGCGCUGGGCAGGCACCGCCAGCACCCCUGUGACCUCGCCAGCAAUGUCAUCCACCGGCACGGGGAUGCCCUGCGGGAGCUGCUGCAGAGCAGCCAGCGGCACUUGGACACCCUGGAGGAUGUGCUGAGCCAGGUCGAUGAGAUGGGCGGCGCUGUCCGCAGCCGCGCAGAGGCUGUGGCCGCGGAGAUCUGCCUCUUUGCCAGGGGCUACGUGAAAGCCAUUGAGGAGCACCGGGACCGGCUGCUGAAGCAGCUGGAGGACUUGAAGGUGCAGAAGGAAAACCUGCUGCACUUGCAGAAGGCGCAGCUGCAGCAGCUGCUGCUGGACAUGAGGACAGGCGUGGAGUUCACGGAGCACCUCCUGAUGAGCGGCUCAGAUGUGGAGAUCCUGGUCUCCAAAGGGGUGGUGUCCAGCCGUCUGACACAGCUCAACAGCGUUGCUUACAGCACCCACCCCAGCGUGGAUGACAGGAUCCACUUCUCCCCCCACGAGAGGGCAGGGCAGUGCUCUGGCUAUGAAGUUUUUGGGGCCAUUCUCAAUAAAGUGGUCGAUCCAGCCAGAUGUACCCUGCAUGGGGAAGAUCUCCACAGUGCCCGUCAGAGCCAGCUGAGUGGCUUUACCCUGCUGUGCAGGGACACUGCGGGUGAGCGCUUGGGGCGGGGAGGAGAGGCUGUGCGCGUCACCAUCACCCACAGGGACAAGAGCCACUGUGCAGUCAAACCAACAGUGUGUGAUAAUGGUGAUGGGACCUACUGUAUUUCCUACAGCCCUGAGGAGCCAGGCUUGUAUGCUGUCUGCGUCUGUGUGAAAGGGCAACACGUGCAGGGCUCUCCCUUCACUGUGACGGUGAAGCCCAAGUUCCGUGAGCACCAGGGGGUGUUUCACUGCUGCACCUUCUGCUCCAGUGGAGGCCACAAAGCCGCUCGCUGUGCCUGUGGUGGCACCAUGCCAGGUGGGUACCAAGGCUGUGGCCACGGACACAAAGGUCACCCUGGCUGCCACCACUGGUCAUGCUGUGGACAAGUGAAGGAGAGCUCAGAGUGUUUGAGUGGGCCCCCCAGUGACACCUCACAGAGGAGUUUGCUCAGGACAGUGGCACUCUGAGCAGCCAGGUGAGCUCCUGGGAGUCCAGGCCACUGCUGCUGGCUGCUCCAGGAGCACAGAUGAUCCAUGAGGAUCCAUAUGAUCGAUCCCUGCACAGCCUUGCUGCCAGCAAACAGCGUGAUGGGUGUGAGUUGAGAAAGGGGGAAUGAGGGAAAAUAAAAACUGUGCCUUAUGUUCCA